Messenger RNA from Onychostruthus taczanowskii (white-rumped snowfinch), 6395 nucleotides. It is a transcript of the gene PLXND1, whose product is annotated as plexin D1. The transcript is spliced from 36 exons. The record is from RefSeq and is a predicted model, not a curated record. Gene Ontology annotation, molecular function: semaphorin receptor activity; protein binding. Gene Ontology annotation, biological process: endothelial cell migration; regulation of cell shape; regulation of cell migration. NCBI's taxonomy places the organism in Eukaryota, Metazoa, Chordata, Aves, Passeriformes, Passeridae. Gene Ontology annotation, cellular component: semaphorin receptor complex. Bases 59 to 5899 code for a protein of 1946 amino acids.
GCGCCCGCCCCUCCCGCGCCCGGCGACGGGCACAUGCACUGUGCGGCGCGGCGGCGGGAUGGCUCCGGCUCCGGUCCCGGCUCCGGCCCCGGCGGCAGGCGCUGAGCCGCGGCCCCCCGCGCUGCUGCCGCUGCUGCUGCCGCUGCUGCCGCUGCUGCUGCCCGGCCGAGCCGCCGGCCUGGAGGUGCAGCGCAAGUUCCUCUCGCCCACCCUCACCAACAACUUUGCGCUGGACGGCCCCGGCUCCCGCGUUUACCUGGCGGCCGUCAACCGGCUGUUCCAGCUGUCGGGGGGCGAGCUGGCACUGGAGGCGGAGGCGGCGGUGGGGCCGGUGCUGGACAGCCCGCUGUGCCACGCACCGCAGCUGCCGCAGGCCUCCUGUGAGCACCCCAGGGUGCUCACCAACAACUACAACAAGAUCCUGCAGCCCGACCCGGAGCAGGGCGUCCUUGUCGUCUGCGGCUCUAUCUACCAGGGCCUCUGCCAGCUGCGCAGCAUGGCAAACAUCUCGGCAGUGGCCGUGCGCUUCCCGCCGGGCGGGAGCGACUCGGUCACUGUCUUCCCUAGCAUGCUGAACGUCGCGGCCAACCACCCCAACGCCUCCACCGUGGGGCUGGUGCUGCGCCGCGGCGGCGGUGGCGGGGCGCGGCUGCUGGUGGCCGCCACCUACACUGGCUUCGGCAGCCCCUUCUUCCCCCGCAACCACAGCCUGGAGGACCACCGCUUCGAGAACACGCCCGAGAUCGCUAUCCGUGCCCUCAACGCCCGCGGCGACCUGGCCAAGCUUUUCACCUUCGACAUCAACCCCUCCGACGACAACAUCCUCAAGAUCAAGGCGGGCGACAAGGCGCGGCACAAGCUCAGCUUCGUCCGCGCCUUCUUGCAGCACGGGGCCGCGCCGCCCGCCCGCCGCCCGUACGCCUACCUGGCGCUCAACAGUGAGGCCAACGCGGGCGACAAGGAGAGCCCGGCGCACAGCCUGCUGGCCCGCAUCUGCCUGGGCGAGCCGGCCGAGGCCACCCUCAACGGCAGCGGCGAGACCAAGAAGCUGACCGAGUCCUACAUCCAGCUGGGGCUGCGCUGCGGCGGCGCCGCCGACGCCUUCACCCGCCUCGUCUCCGUCUUCCCGGCGCGGGCAGCUUGGCGCAGCCCCGCCGCUGCUCCCGGCCCGGCCCCGGGCCCGCCGCCCCCCGAGGAGCUGCUCUUCGGCGUCUUCGAGCGGGCCGGAGCCGGCGGCGCCCGGGGACGACCGCAGUCCGCGCUCUGCGUCUUCCGCUUCGCCGAGAUCGAGGAGACGAUCCGGGCCGCCCGCAACUCCUGCUUCGUCAGCCCGGCCGCCGGCAUGGUUACCGUGCUGGACAGCGUGGUGCAGGGCACCGGCCCGGCCUGCGAGAAGAGAAAUAUACAGCUGCAGCCGGAGCAGCUGGACUGCGGAGCCGCGCACCUGCAGCACCCGCUGGCCAUCGUGAACCCCGUCACGGCCACCCCCGUCUUCACCCACAGCGGCCUGACCGCCGUGGCCGUGGCCAGCGUCAACAACUACACCGUGGUGUUCCUGGGCACGGCCGGUGGAGGACUCCUGAAGAUAAACCUGGACAGUACGAUGAAGGUUAUUAGCAGGAGAUCCAUCUCAGUGGCUUACGGAGAGCCUGUCCAUCCCAUCAUGCAGUUUGACCCUUCUGAUUCCACUUACCUCUACCUGAUGACCUCUUACCAGAUGACACGGGUGAAGGUGGCUGCCUGCAGCCAGUACUCGACGUGCGCGGAGUGCCUGGCCGCCGCCGACGCCUACUGCGGGUGGUGCACCAUGGAGACCAGGUGUUCUCUGCAGCAUGAGUGCACCAACUUCACGGGGGCCAACUUCUGGGCGAGUGUGAGUGAGGGAGUGCAGCAGUGCCCUUCCAUGACCAUCCUGGAGCCUGAGAUCAAUAUUGACAAAGAGAACCCGGCCCUGAUAAUACAAAUAAAUGGAACUAUCCCGAACUUGAAUGGAACAAAUAUUUCAUGUGACUAUGGAAACAACAUCCACACGGUCGCCAGAGUCGCUGGGGAUUAUGUAAACCAAUUUAUUUAUUGCAGUUUGCUUCCACACGAGAAAUAUCCAGCAUUUCCUGAUGACCAAGACCACGUGGUCGUUGAAACUUCUCUCCGGGUCAACAACAAAAACAUAAUCCGGGCCAAUUUCACCAUCUAUGAUUGCAAAAGGAUUGGGAACAUUUACCCGAAGAGAGCGUGCACCAGCUGCCUCUCAGCCAGGUGGAAGUGCCACUGGUGCCCCUCCACCUACAGCUGCGUCUCCAACCGCUCACAGUGUGAGGACGCGCUGCGGAUGGAGCAGAAGAAAAUUGACUGUCCUCAAAUUGUACCUGCCCCUUUGGAGCCGAUGCCCACGGGUGUAUCUCGGAACAUCGUGAUCUCACUGGCCAAUGCAACUUUCUCUAAGGAGACAGCUCUGGAGUGCCAUUUUGGGACAGACGGGACAUUUGAAGCCCAGUGGGUGAACUCCUCUGCCGUGGAGUGUGUCCAUGUGCUGCUCCACACAUCAGAGAAAAGCCAUCGCUUCCCAGUGAACCUCCAGCUGAAGGACAAACCAGACAGAUUUAUCGACAGUCCAGAGAUGAUGACAGUGGAGGUGUACAACUGCGCGACCGGCAGCGCCGACUGCUCCCAGUGCUUGGGGAGGGAGGACCUGGGCCACCGCUGCCUCUGGAGCGAGAGCAGCUCCAGCUGCAGGCUGCAAACCGAGCCCCCGCAGGUCUCUGAAGUCUGCCCACCGCCUGAGAUCCGCAAGAUCGAGCCGCUGCGCGGGCCCCUGGAGGGGGGCACGCUGCUGACCAUCCGCGGGAGGAACCUGGGCCGCCGCUUCAGCGACAUCGCGGGCGCCGUGCGGGUGGGCGGCGUGCGCUGCGCCCCGCUGCCCGGCAGAUACGUCGUCUCUGAGACAGUCGUGUGCCAGACCGGAGAGGCUCCGGAGGCGUUUUCGGACGUGGUCACGGUUAACGUGAGCCGGGAAGGGAGGUCCAGGGAACGGUACUCCUACGUGCUUCCCGUGGUGCAGUCCAUAGCUCCUCUGAAUGGCCCGAAGGCAGGAGGAACAAGAGUGACCAUCACAGGCAGCAGGCUGGAUGUCGGCUCAGAGCUCCGCGUCCUCAUCAACUCCUCCAAGCAGUGCACGGACCUCAGCCGCACCGACAGCACCAUCACCUGCACCAUGCCCGCCGUGGAGCUCACCACGGCUGUGCCAGUCUGCGUGCAGUUCGAGAACAAGUCUUGUGCCAGCCACAACAUCACUUUCAAGUAUGAGAAGAACCCGGUUAUAUCAGACAUCAACCCCAAAAAGAGCCAGAUCAGCGGGGGCAGGAUCAUCACCCUGGAAGGAAGAGGAUUUGGGCUGGUGCAGAACGUGUCCAUGGCUGUCCGUGGCAUCGGCAGAGAGCACACGCGCUGUAAGGUGCACUCUGACACGGCCAUCACCUGCCCCUCUCCUGCUGCCUCCAACGUCACUGUGGGGAGCAAGCCAGCCCCUGUGGAUUUCUACCUCAACGGGCGCCUGUACACGGACGAGCGCGCGGCUCUGGAUGAGGACAUGUACCCCGAGGAGGCCCUGCACGUCAGCAAAUUCAGCCUGGGCUACUACGCUGACCCCCAGUUCUCCACAGCCAAGAAGGAGAAGUGGAUCAAGCACCAUCCUGGCGAGCCCUUAACUCUGGUCAUACACAAAGAGCCUGACAGCCUGGGCCUGGAGAGCAAUGAAUACCAGGUGAAAAUCGGCCUGAUCUCGUGCGAGAUCCAGAUCGUUUCAGACAAAGUCAUCCACUGCUCCAUCAACGAGUCGCUGAGCUCCUCGGAAAGGCAGCUGCCGGUGACGAUCCAAGUUGGAAAGUUCAACUACACAAUUGCCAUGCUGCACCUUGGGGGAGGAGAAACCGCGAUCAUUGUGUCCAUCGUUAUCUGCAGCAUCCUGCUGGUCCUCUCUGUUGUUGCUCUCUUUGUGUUCUGCACAAAGAGCCGCAGAGCUGAGCGCUACUGGCAGAAAACCCUGCUCCAGAUGGAGGAGAUGGAGUCACAGAUCCGGGAGGAAAUCCGCAAAGGUUUUGCAGAGCUGCAGACAGACAUGACAGACCUGACCAAGGAGCUAAACCGCAGCCAGGGGAUCCCCUUCCUGGAGUACAAGCACUUUGUCACCAGGACAUUCUUCCCCAAAUGUUCCUCUCUCUACGAGGAGUGCUACAUCCUGCCAUCCCAGCAGCUCAGCUCACAGGUGGGCUCCCAGGUCCAGGAAACACAUCCACUCCUGGUGGGGGAGUGGAAGAUCCCUGAGAACUGCAGACCCAACAUGGAAGAAGGAAUUUCUCUGUUCUCCACCCUACUCAACAACAAGCACUUUCUCAUUGUAUUUGUUCAUGCUCUUGAACAACAGAAGGACUUUGCUGUCAGAGACAGGUGUAACCUGGCCUCCCUGCUUACUAUUGCAUUGCAUGGGAAACUGGAGUACUACACCAGCAUCAUGAAGGACCUCUUGGUGGAUCUAAUAGAUGCUUCAGCUUCCAAAAACCCCAAGCUUAUGCUGAGGAGGACCGAAUCUGUGGUGGAGAAGAUGCUCACCAACUGGAUGUCCAUCUGCAUGUACAGCUAUCUCAGAGAGACAGUUGGAGAGCCCUUCUUCCUGCUGAUCUGUGCCAUCAAGCAGCAGAUUAACAAGGGUUCCAUCGAUGCCAUUACAGGGAAGGCCAGGUACACCCUCAACGAGGAGUGGCUGCUGAGGGAGAACAUAGAGGCAAAGCCCAGGAACCUCAACGUCUCCUUCCAAGGCUGUGGGAUGGACUCCCUGAGUGUCAGAGCCAUGGACACGGACACACUGAGUCAAGUGAAAGAGAAAAUUCUGGAGGCCUUCUGCAAGAACGUGCCCUACUCCCAGUGGCCAAGGGUGGAAGACGUUGACCUCGAGUGGUUUGCCACCAGCACUGACAGCUACAUCCUGCGGGACCUCGAUGACACCUCGGUGGUGGAGGACGGCAGGAAGAAACUCAACACACUAGCACAUUACAAGAUCCCUGAAGGAGCAUCCCUGGCCAUGAGUUUGACGGACAAGAAGGACACCACGCUGAGCAGAGUGAAGGAUUUGGACACUGAAAAGUACUUCCACUUGGUUCUCCCAACUGACGAAUCCGUGGAACAUAAGAAGUCCCACAGACAGAGCCAUAGGAAGAAGGUUCUUCCAGAGAUCUACCUGACACGGCUGCUCUCCACCAAGGGGACACUCCAGAAGUUCCUGGAUGACUUGUUCAAAGCCAUUCUCAGUAUCCGAGACGAUAAACCACCCGUGGCUGUGAAGUAUUUCUUUGACUUCCUAGAGGAACAGGCAGAGAAGAGAGGGAUCACAGACCCUGACACUCUGCACAUCUGGAAGACCAACAGCCUACCGCUGAGGUUUUGGGUCAACAUCCUGAAAAACCCCCAGUUUGUGUUCGACAUCGACAAGACAGACCACAUCGACGCCUGUCUGUCGGUGAUCGCCCAGGCCUUCAUCGAUGCCUGCUCGCUCUCCGACCUGCAGCUGGGCAAGGACUCCCCGACCAACAAACUGCUGUAUGCCAAGGAGAUCCCCGAGUACCGGAAGAUAGUGCAGAGAUACUACAAGCAAAUCCACGACAUGCCCCCUCUGAGUGAGCAGGAGAUGAACGCCCACCUGGCCGAGGAGUCACGGAAAUACCGCAAUGAGUUCAACACCAACGUCGCCAUGGCUGAGAUAUACAAAUACGCCAAGAGAUACCGCUCCCAGAUCGUGGCCGCCCUGGAUGCAAACCCCACGACAAAGCGCACCCAGCUCCAGCACAAAUUUGAGCAAGUGAUUGCUCUCAUGGAGGACAACAUCUAUGAGUCCUGCAGUGAAGCCUAGGCUGGCUGCAGCCCUAGAAGUGACCUUUCUUGCAGCACAGUGCCGCAAGGGACCCUGCCUUCAGCCGCAGGCAUACCUUGGUCAUACUCAAACCAGCCUUGUGGAGGGGGUGGGCCUGGCCAUGGCUACGAGUUUGCCUCACUUCACAAGAAGCCACAAGACACCUUUCCGAGCAGCUAAAACUCUUCUGGUCUGCACUGUGGCACCCAUAAUUUAUUUGCUCUUGCCAGCCAGAAAUGGAGUCAUGACCCUUGUGGCAAGCCCAGUUCACCACUUUCCCCUUGGUCAGCACCCAAGCCGUCAGCACUCCGUGCAUCCCUGUGCGUGGUUCCUCGGGACGGGGCUGCAGAGGCUGGAACAACAGACACAAAGCAGAAGGGUCACCUCAGGGAGUAAUGACCACAGACAGCAAAGACCAUCAUAGCCUGAGCUCCCACGCCAUCCCUCCAACAUCCUUGUUUUUCCAACAUCAGGGACUCUUAUCAGCUGUUCACUA